UUUUUAUAAUAUUUGGUAGGAUGAAGAAGACGAUGGUGGAUAUAGUCUUCUACUGAGUGAGUGGUAGUUUUCACAUCUCCCUCUUUGCUAUUUUCCUCUGCCCAAAAUCUUCCAAAAGUCCACAGGGGAGCAGGAAGAAGAAGAAGCUCGUGCCCGCAAAGCAAUGCCCUGCAAUUCUCAAACUCCGAUGUCUCCUCUUUAACUCUUCUUCCAGUUUCACCCAUUAAUUUAACAGAUACAAACAUCCCCACACCCCAAGGAUUUCAGAAAUUUUACACCCCACCAAAAAAACAAGGUUUAAUCCUCACUGCCUCACUCUCAUUUUGCAUGUUUUCUUUUUUGGCUGACCGGAGCGAGCAUUCCGGCGAGGAGACGGCGGUGUUUUUUCAGUUUUGAAAUGCCACAGCUCUGAAGCUUUGUUAAGCUCACAUAAGCUGAAGAUCUCUGUAAAGAAAUGCAAUUUUCGACCUUUCCUUCUGAUCCGGCCUGAAACUCUGUCGGAAGUUUUGUCAAGUAUACAGUUAAAUCUUAGUGAUCAUAUCUCUAGCCGUGAGUUUGAGGAGGCUGUGAGAGGCGAGAAUGGACUUCGGGGACAUAGCCAAUGUGGCUCAGCUGACGGGGCUGGACGCCGUGAAGCUGAUCGGAAUGAUCGGCAAGGCGGCGGCGACGGCGAGAAUGCACAAGAAGAACUGCAGGCAGUUUGCGCAGCAUCUGAAGCUGAUAGGGAAUUUGCUGGAGCAGCUCAAGAUCUCGGAGCUCAAGAGGUAUCCGGAGACACGAGAGCCGUUGGAGCAGCUGGAGGAGGCUCUGAGGAGGUCGUACAUUUUGGUCAACAGCUGCCAGGAUCGGAGCUAUUUGUAUCUGCUUGCAAUGGGAUGGAACAUCGUGUAUCAGUUCAGGAAGGCGCAGAAUGAGAUUGAUAGAUACUUGAAGCUUGUGCCUUUGAUUACUCUUGUCGACAAUGCUCGAGUCAGGGAGAGACUGGAAGACAUUGAACUGGAUCAACGUGAGUACACAUUGGAUGAAGAGGACAGGAAGGUGCAGGAUGUGAUACUUAAACCAGAUCCCUCUAAGCACGAUACUGUAGUGUUGAAGAAAACACUUUCUUGCUCCUAUCCAAACCUGCCUUUUUGCAAGGCGCUUGAAAAGGAAAAUGAAAAGCUUCAACUUGAACUGCAAAGAUCGCAAGCUACUUAUGAUGUGAGUCAAUGUGAAGUGAUUCAGCGUUUGUUAGAAGUGACAGAAGCUGUAGCUGCAAACUCUUCCCCUGAAAAAAAUCAGAAGAAAAUAGAGCGGGAUCAUUCAGAUGUCAAUAGUGAGAAAGUACAUUCACCUGAUGAAAAAAGCUACAAGAAGAGUGAAUCUCACAUUUCUCGAGGUUCAUAUCACCAUGGAGAGUGGAAUACUGAUCUUCUAGGUUGUUGCUCAGAGCCAUCUUUGUGUUUCAGGACAUUCUUCUAUCCUUGUGGGACAUUUUCAAAAAUCGCUACUGUGGCAACUAACAGGCAUAUGUCUUCAGGCGAAGCAUGUAAUGAGUUGAUGGCGUAUUCAUUAGUACUGUCAUGUUGUUGCUACACAUGCUGCAUUAGAAGGAAACUUCGCAAGACAUUGAAUAUUUCGGGAGGCUUCAUUGAUGAUUUCCUUUCACAUUUUAUGUGUUGCUGCUGUGCCCUUGUCCAAGAAUGGCGAGAAGUCGAAAUACGUGGAAUGACAUAUGGUCCUGAUAAGACGAAAAUUAGCCCUCCACCCUCACAAUACAUGGAGUCCUAAGCUAUAAAUCAAGCAUUCUGCAGUGUUUUGAGAUUCAUAUGUAAACCAUGUGUAAAGGUAAUGGCUAGUUGCCACUAUUACAGGAAAACUUACUCGAGGAAGUUAUAUGUCAUCAAAAUUUACUCAUGUAAAUUAGCUCUUGUUCUUUAUUUCUUAGGAGUCGGGACCUUGUGUAUCAGACUUUCUUGUAUCCUUGCGAUAAAUAGUAUAGAAGUGUUUGACUUGACCAA
Molecule: messenger RNA, 2000 nt
Organism: Argentina anserina (silverweed cinquefoil)
Lineage: Eukaryota; Viridiplantae; Streptophyta; Magnoliopsida; Rosales; Rosaceae
Product: protein MID1-COMPLEMENTING ACTIVITY 1
Exons: 8
Coding region: 580-1770 (396 amino acids)
Biological process (GO): cell surface receptor signaling pathway
Source: RefSeq, a predicted model, not a curated record